AUCAGAGCUUAGUGCUCUUAUAACGUUUCUGCUUUGCCCGAUUGUUCAAGAUGCACGACGCUGUUACAUAUCUACACGACCAAUCUCCGCCAUUUCGGCUUCCCAACACACUCAAGCCUUCACAUUACGACAUCUGCAUCGAUCCGGACCUGCCUGGAAAAAGAUUCAGCGGCCGAGUGACCCUUCAUCUCGAGGCUUUUAAAUCGACUAAUGUCAUCGCCUUCCAUACGCUCAGGUUGGAUGUAACACAUAUUUCAGUCGAGCGUGGCCCUGGCGGCACAGAGUAUCCGCGAAUCGAGUAUGUGACGGAACACGAGGUCGCCUACGCGCGGUUGCAGGAACAGCUUUCGGCAGGAUCGAAAUUCAUCGUGAUGAUGGAUUACCUGGGAGAGAUGACGGGUGCCGGUUCAAUGGGCGGCCUCCUUCCUUCUCCAUACCAAAUGCCCACUGGCGAGGUCAAGCUGGGCUUUGAGACAAUGAUGGAGCCGACCAUGGUACGAGCGGUGUUUCCGUGUCUAGACGAACCCGAAAUCAAGGCUACAUUUACGGUUUCCCUCUUUGUGGAUGCAGAUUUGACUUGUAUCAGUAAUAUGGACGCUGUGUCUGAAAAUCUGACCGUGACACUUUCGGGACAGACGAAGAAGAAGGUCGUUUUCGGCAAAACACCUCGCAUGUCGACCUACCUCGUUGUAUUCGUAGCGGGAUACUUCAACGUUCUCGAGAGCAACGAUUUCCAUGUACCGAUCCGGGUCUGGGCAGCAAUAGACAAGGAUAUCAGGGGCUCUGCUCUCGCGCUGAAAGUGGCAGUGAAGGCGUUGAAAGCCCACGAGAGAAACUUUGGCGUCAAGUACCCUCUGCCCAAACUCGACAUGGUAGCUGUGCCCGGUCAUGUCGGUGGUAUGGAACACUGGGGCUGUGUCACCUACCAGGAGAACGGCAUCAUCCUGAGCGACAAACCAUCUGCAGCUGACAAGUUGCGACUGGCCAGUCUGAUCACCCAUGAACUUGACCAUCAGUGGUUUGGCAACAUUGUUACCAUGGAAUGGUGGGACUCUAUAUGGUUGAACGAGAGCUUUUCGGACUGGGCCACAGUCCACGCACUCAAACAGAUGUUUCCCGAGUUCGAUUCUUGGGCCAAUUUUCUGGCUAGCGACCCUUCGGAGACUACGAGAGGUGGCUAUCAGGAAGCUUUGAGGCUCGACUCAAACAGGAGCACUCAUGCCAUACUGGACCCCAAUCUCCCACCGAGCGCAGCCUUUGAUACCAUCGCCACAAACUUGACCACGUACAAGCUCAACACCGACCAAGUUGGAUUCUACCGUAUCUCAUAUAACCUUUCCCGCAUACAUAAGCUCGGUACACAAUUUUCCGGCAAUCUCCUCUCCAUCAAGGAUAAGGUAGGUAUCAUUUCUGACCUGGCAGCCGUUGUGGGCACAGGCAGAGCGAACCGACAAAUACGUCUCUCAGACUUUCUGGACUUCCUACAGGCUAUCAAAGAUCAGGAGACAGACCUAUUUGUUUGGCGUGAGAUCCUGGCCCAGCUGGAAAACAUCCGUGCCGCAUUUUUGUUUGAUGAAGGUGGGACAGCCGAGAUCUUGCGGCGUGUGAGACUAGAGCUACUCAGCCAUUUCGCCAAGAAACAAUAUCUAGAUUUCCAGCAAAUAUUCUUCAAAACGCUGUUGUUCAGUCAGCUCAAGGAUCACCCACUAACUCAGAAGAUCGCCCUAGAAGCUUGGAACAAACUGAUCAAUGGUGACAAGGAUGCUCUCAACCCCAACAUCAGGAAACACAUUUUCGAUACCGUGCUCCAACUGGAUGGCUCACAUGAAACGUGGAACAAAAUAAGGUAUAUCGCUUACAACAAGACAUAUAUUCGUAAAACCGAUCCAGCUACGCCUCUGGACGCCCUAGAGGCCCUGGGCAGCUCGCCUAACCCCGGACUUGUCGCUCGUGCGCUGGACAUUAUCACACCACCAUCCUGCCCUUCCAGCCUUUCUAAUCCAACAGCCCCUAUAUUUAGCAAUAGGGUAGCCAUGUCAAGUAUUCUGCGCUCCUUGGGAAAACAUCGAACAGGUGCGAAGGCAUCUUGGGACUGGUUGCGGGGGGGAUGGCACCUGUUGCGACGCGAGGGCAGUAAAGGCUCCAUAAACAGCAAUGCUUACAUUGGUGCGGCACUGGGGGGUCUCUGUACAGCCAACCAUCUGGCGGAGAUAGAGCAAUUCUUUGCUGACAAGGUUGAUCAUUCAUUCCAGCUCGAGCUUGCGCAGGCCAUUGAUGUCAUUCGGGUACGAUUUCAGUUCUCUAAUGCGGACCAUGGUGAUCUGCUGGCAUGGGCAAAGAAACGAGGCUAUACUCCACAAAUGUGAUGGUGCUCGAGCACAAACUUCAACAUGUACAUAACUAGUAACUAGCAGCGUCCUGAGCAAGACUGUUAAGGUGCACUUAUUUAAGAUAUGUCGAGAAUAAAUGCGCCUGCUCUCGACCUGACUUCACUGCGGUAUCUGUCGAAUAUCACGUGUGUCCAAUCGAGUAGUCAGCAGUGCGUAAGAUUGUAUAUGAA
Pseudomassariella vexata is the source of this 2560-nucleotide messenger RNA. Its product is annotated as peptidase family M1-domain-containing protein. Gene Ontology annotation, molecular function: zinc ion binding; peptide binding; metalloaminopeptidase activity. Gene Ontology annotation, biological process: peptide catabolic process; proteolysis. The record is from RefSeq and is a predicted model, not a curated record. Gene Ontology annotation, cellular component: cytoplasm. The transcript has 4 exons. Lineage: Eukaryota; Fungi; Ascomycota; Sordariomycetes; Amphisphaeriales; Pseudomassariaceae. The coding region runs from base 51 to 2366 and encodes 771 amino acids.